This is a messenger RNA of Cladophialophora bantiana CBS 173.52, 1851 nucleotides long. RefSeq lists its product as uncharacterized. Lineage: Eukaryota; Fungi; Ascomycota; Eurotiomycetes; Chaetothyriales; Herpotrichiellaceae. Bases 1 to 1851 code for a protein of 616 amino acids. The transcript is spliced from 7 exons. The record is from RefSeq and is a predicted model, not a curated record.
AUGACAACUGAACUGAGCUUCAAAUCCUCUCCUCAGUCUCCUUCCGAAGCCCUCUCCACUACACCUCAGGAGGAUGCGAAAAUAGUGGUCGCAGCAGUGUCCAGUCUGACCAAAGAAGCUAAGCAACAGUACCUAAUAAAUGAGAUUAAAAAGCUGGUUGAAGAUUGUGAGGAUUUCAUCGGCCUGGUUCCCGGUCCGCAUGGUGUUCCUGAAGUUGUCGUUUCCCCGAAUCUCAAGAAGGAUAGGUGGGCGAUCAUCGGAGAAUCUCAUGGGACCUUCGCUCAAUACCUGUCUAUGCGCAGCCCCAGCGCUCCUGGCCAUUGUUGCGGCGCCAACCAUCAGAGUGCGAAAACCUCAAAGCAAGAGCCCGCAAUAGACCCAGGAACGCCAGGUGGCGCAAUUACUUGGUCCGCGCAACGUCCUUUGAAGCGACACAGAUCCAAAACCAACCUCUGCUCUCGGAAUUCAUCAAGAUCCAGGUCUCAGCAGGGUGGUGGUGGUGGAACUAGGCUCUGGGAGACUCCCGCAUCUCAAAUCCGGGUGGACGACCAUGCAAAGCUAGCCCAGUGGUAUAAGGAGGCCUUUUUGAUACUGCAGCAGGUGGCCUGUCGCCUGGUGGCCAAAGUCUGGAUCAAAAGAAUUCAUCCUAAAAAGCAAUCGACGCAUCCUUACAAUGGCCAAAUGCCCCGUGGUGAACCUCCCGAUCCGGAUCGGACUAGGCCACCUUAUUGGCCUGCUGACGUCAUUCAUCGAGAACCCGAUCAUAUUGGCCGCGACGACAGGACCCGGCUCCUCGUCCAUUUGAUCACGAACACCCCCCAGCCAGUCAUUACGAACCCUCUGUCGGAUGGAGCGAACCGGCAAUUUGUGAGGGCCCGAGACCUAUUAGAAUCUCUUCAGACUAAGAGAAGUGAGUUGCGGGAGGACCGUUGGGAUAUUAUCCAACAGAUUGUAAAUGCAAGAGAGAAGCAAGAGCAGUACGAGGCCAAUGAAAUAGAUGGUGAUACGCUGAUCUUUGUUUGUGAUUACGGUGAUAUCACAAGUUCAAAACUGUCGGCGAUCGACUCUGAUGAUGAAGGGCUUCGACGGGCCAGCUCUGCACUUGAGGCAUCUAGCGACGGCUCUGGAGAAGCAGGUGAAGACCAUGAACCAACGUCAGGCUCGUCCACACAAACAUCUCCCACCGAUCAGCUUGUCCCGGAGGGACGCAUCAUAAUCAACAAACCCCGGAGCUCCGGCGCCAAGGAAACCAGUAGCCGUCGUUAUGCGCCCCGUCGACCUCGACAGAGCUUCAAUACGGGUCGAAUGGUAUCGGUGAUUGCGCCACGGACAGGACAGGACUUUUCGCCUGGGGUGAAAAUGGGCAUGGAGAAUGGGACGACGCAUCCCGAUGCCGUCAUGGUACCACUAGUUGGAAUCCACCAGGUACCAGCCAAUGUGUUCGGUCGCAAUCUCGACAAUCAUGCUGGGAGCAACGCCAUGAUGCAUGCCGCUGUGCAGAGCGGUCAUCUCACUGCAAACCUGCACACUUCAGCCUGGUCAGGAAUGUUGCCAGACAUGGGGCCUGAUCCACCUCCUGAGAUGUUUGGUAUUCCCUCCAAUAUGGCGCCGCAACCGGCCGGCUUGAGACAUGCGUAUUUCGGUCAGGAGACGCUCGAAAUGGCCAAUGGUAUCCAAAGCGGACUGCCUCCGACCGUGGUAAGCCCCAUGCUUUACCAGGACUUUGGGGACAGCAUCCGACGUUCUCUCCCGCUGCGAGUCGCGGACGCACAACAAAGCGUAAUGAUGCCAACAGCAGAUAUCAGCAUGGAGAUGAUGGCUGAUCGUUGCUACAAGCUCGAUCAUUGGUGA